Molecule: messenger RNA, 1314 nt
Organism: Paramecium tetraurelia
Lineage: Eukaryota; Ciliophora; Oligohymenophorea; Peniculida; Parameciidae
Exons: 4
Source: RefSeq, a predicted model, not a curated record
AUGAUAACUAAUCAUCCAGCUUAUCCAAAAAAAGAGAUUGAUAAAUAUUAUUUGCAAACUAAAUUGCCAGAAUAUCAAACAGUUCCUAUCAAUGAACAUUAAAAAAAAACCCAUGACUAUUAUAAUGAUAAUACACAUAUUUGGAAUAAUCCACAUCAAGCGAAAUCGAAUGCGAAAGUUUUCAAAUAAUUAAAAGAACAACACGACUAAGGUUAGAAGAGAAUUAAGAAAUUGUAAGAGGUGGAAUAGAAAGAGAAAUAGGAGUUACAACGCAAUAAAAUAAUAUACUAUAAUAUGGCAAGAGAAGAGGAUCUCAUGCGAUUACAAUAACGAAAAUUAGAAAGAGGUAGUCUACAAAACUUAAGUUCGCAGCGCAAUGAUGUUUAAGUAGAUUCCAUAGCUGUAAAGCCAAUCCUUUCAAGAACAGCAUUACUGGGUCGACCAGACCAUCUAUGGAACAAACUGAAUUAACAAUCUUAAAAAUAUGUUAAUUUGCUGAUCAACCCAAAGAUUUUGCAAAUGGAAGAGCAAGGAGUGAAAGCAAUUAGUGAGAAAAUCUCAAAAGAUUUGGAAAUUGAGUAAAUCAAAGAGGAGUUAAGACUAUAGAAUAUGGAACAUAUUAAAUAAUAAAGUACUCUAAGAAGGAUGACUAAUCUUGAAAUGGAAUAAAGAAGUGGCAUUCUCCCUUCUAGACUAAGUUUGUAAAGAGUAGCCACUGCUUAAACUAAUUGUAGACAACCUAAGGAUGUUAUAGAAUCUACUUUAUAACAAUUGGAACAUCAAUAGCAAUCUCAAACUAUUCAAUAAUUGCAAAAUUAAAUUAUCAAUUCAGCAUAAUACAAUCAGACAAGCAGACCAUAUACAGUUGGAAGUGAUUUCAAUUCCAUUUCUUUCAAUGCUGGAUAAACAGCCAAAAUUGAAUAGCGUAAUAAUCCUAAUCAGAAUUAAACAACCCCAAUUUUUCUGGUUAAUGGUCAAAAAUCAAAAUCUGUAUCUACACUUUCUCACAAGCAUCCACUUGAUAGAACAGAAUUUAAAGGAUUGUUGUUAGCUUAAGCAGUCGAACAAGCUGAGAGUAAUUUUAGUAAAACCCUCAAAGCCAAUAGUUCUUUAUUAAAAGAAACUUCGAUUCACCUCACGAGGACUAAGUAGUCGAUGAUUCCAAAAAAAAGAAUACAGAUAAAAUGUAAUAGCCACUUCCCUAAUGAGUAAAAUAAAAAUGAUCAAAAUGAUUUGUAGAUUGUAAACAGCAUGUUGGAUAGUUUUGAAAGGAAACUGUAUAGAACCAACUAUUUAGAUGAUGAGAAUUUGUGA